Messenger RNA from Spodoptera frugiperda (fall armyworm), 4404 nucleotides. It is a transcript of the gene Ras85D, whose product is annotated as GTPase HRas-like. NCBI's taxonomy places the organism in Eukaryota, Metazoa, Arthropoda, Insecta, Lepidoptera, Noctuidae. The record is from RefSeq and is a predicted model, not a curated record. Gene Ontology annotation, molecular function: GDP binding; GTP binding; GTPase activity. Gene Ontology annotation, cellular component: plasma membrane. Gene Ontology annotation, biological process: Ras protein signal transduction; epidermal growth factor receptor signaling pathway.
CAUACAACAUUUCAAAACGCACUCCCACUCCGGUAAAAGGGUGAGUGAACCGCCUCAUUGUUAUUUAUUGCAUUUGCCUCUAAUAAUACAUUAAUUAGCCGUUUUACGGACACAGCGAGUGCAAUAACAUAGGUCGCGAGAGCCAUGCCGAUGUGAGUAAUUUAAAAGGUGUGGCACGACAAGGGGCGUAGUUUCUCGUCUAGUGACAUUAGUGGUGUGAAAAAUAUUCUUCCUAACUCGUCGCAAGAUGACCGAGUACAAAUUGGUGGUGGUAGGCGCGGGAGGCGUCGGUAAAUCCGCAUUGACUAUACAGCUGAUACAAAAUCAUUUUGUGGACGAAUACGAUCCUACGAUCGAGGAUUCGUAUCGGAAGCAAGUUGUUAUCGAUGGUGAGACGUGUUUGUUAGACAUCCUCGACACGGCGGGGCAGGAAGAGUACUCUGCCAUGAGGGACCAGUACAUGCGGACGGGGGAAGGCUUCCUGCUGGUGUUCGCAGUGAACAGUGCUAAAAGUUUCGAGGACAUUGGCUCCUACCGGGAGCAAAUCAAGCGGGUGAAGGACGCGGAGGAAGUGCCCAUGGUGCUGGUGGGGAACAAGUGCGACCUGCAGGCCUGGGCAGUGGACAUGGCGCAGGCGCGAGAGGUGGCGCGGAGUUACGGUGUACCCUUCGUGGAGACGUCAGCCAAGACCCGCAUGGGAGUCGAUGACGCAUUCUACACACUUGUCCGAGAAAUCCGCAAGGACAAAGCGAGUCGAGUAAAAGGAAUAGGAGAGGACGAACCAUAGGCCCCGGACGAAAGUUUAGGUGCACCUUUCUCUAAUUCGAUAAAUAAUUUAGUACUAAUAUUUGUGGAUAUUAUCUGACGGUGAACGUGUAAGUCAAUUUUAUUGUCGACAAACUACUCUUUAGUUAAUGAUCGAUUAUUACAAAGCUAAUCGAUUAACAAUCGAUUUAGCUUUCUUAGGCUAGACUACAAAUUACACAAUAGUUUUUGUUUACAAUAAUAUUGACUUCGUGCCAGUAGGCUAGCUUAUCGACUACACGGCUCACGAACAUGGAAAUUGAAUCUUAAAACUUGAGUUCUAUGAUUCAAUUUUCACGUUCCAUAGUGUAGUUAAGGUUAGGGGAAACGCUAAAGGUAUUAAGUAAAUACUUAUUAGCCUUAAUAUAAAUUUAUAUUAUGAAACUUCAGAUAUGUGCAGUUAGAGACCUAUUUGUGACCCAUCCUGCAAGCAAUCUAUCCUGAAUCUAUAUACUAAUCAGCCAUAUAUGCAACCCAUACAUAAUAUUCAGAUAUAUAAGUGGUAGAUAGAAUAAAAAACUAUAUGCAGCCAGUCAAACAUUUGGUGCAAACCAAUUUAGAUACUUACUCGCUUUUCGACUAAUUUUUACCAUUUAUAUAAAAACAUUCUACAUAGCAUGUAAUCCUUGUAUAAUAUUAAUUAUAAUUAGCUAAUCUCUGUGAGAAAUAUCCAUAAAUAUUACAUAAUAUAAUGUAGUAAUGAGGCAGUUCUAAAAUCUUUGGCGUUCUUCUGAAGCUGAGUAAAAAUUAUAUGAAAAAAAAAACAUUUUGUACAGUGAAAUAUUUCAGAAGUUAUGUACUUUGUGCUUCUUUUGUAUGAGAUACUUCAAGCUUGAAUGUAUGGGUAUGAGUGUAUCUUUGUGAGGGUACCUGAAGAUACAAGUUCAUUGAUUAGGGUUCUACUCAUUUGGAAACACACAGUUCAAAGAAAUAUAAAGCCAUGCCUUUAUCUCCUCGAAAGGGAUAAGCAAAAGUACGCAUUUUAUAUGUCUCGUUGAUCGAGCAUUCGUAACUGCGACUGUAAAACUAGUGAUCUUUAAAGAAAACUGUUUAUUCAUUAGACAAAUGAUAUUUACACAUAAGUAGAACCGUAAACAACGAACCAGUUUAAACUUGUCUCAAUAAAGUUAGUAUGAUAAUAAGCUGAAGCUAAAGUUUAUUCUAUAAAUUAGAAUACAUCUCUCAUUGAAGAUAUCUACUAAGUUAGCGGGGUUUAUCAUUAUCGCCCCUCUAACCAUAGACUUCAGUCGCGACUGACGGAGGAUAGACAAGAUUCUAAUUAUUUAUUUUUAAGUAUUAAUCCCAAAUUAGACAAUUAAGAAUAAUUUUCGAAGCUGUAUGAUAAGUUUCCAAUCAUGAGGGUGAUCUUUUACUAAGCUUUUUGAGCACUUUCUAUCCUUUUAUUCUAUUUAAUAUUGUAUCUGGAUUUUAUACUUUGUUUCUUUAAUACUCACCUUACGUUCUGGCAUUGAGUUCUCAAGGUGCUAUUUGGAACAUAGUAUGCUUGCAGAUACCGUAUAUGUGAAGAAAUGUAAGUGUGUAUAUAUAUCUAUCUAUAUCAUACUGCUUUAUACAUAAACUACAGCUGUACUUACUGCCUACGUCUUACGUAAUGUCUAUGUACUUCCUAACCUCCAGAAUAUUCCAUUAAAUGCAUGAAUUUGUCAGAAUAUGAGGGGAGGGCUCGAAUUACUUCUUGUAAUGGUUGUGCGUUAUACAAGUACAAGUUCAUUUUACAAGGUAGCCCGCAAUGUAUCAGUUACUUAUUAAAUUCUUAUUGAGGCGGAGAAUUCAAACGAUAAAUUGUGCGAGCUCAGCCAUGUAUCAUAUCAUUACUAUAGUAAGCAUUCGAUACAUGUUGCACUCCAUAGUAGCCCCUGUCUUAUAAAAGCAGACACCUCUAGCAGGUCUAACUUUACUUAAUCUUAUAACUCUUUCGAAUCGAUAAUUUUAUACAUGAUAUGGAUAUCGAUUAAAUAAUAAUCUGAGAAAUGCUACUCCUUGUAGUUCCUAAAACAGACUAGGAACCAGUUUGUGGUAGUCUACUAGUUUAAAUUGUUGUUAAUGAUUAUCUAAUGGAUUCUUCAACUCGUGUAGUUCGUGCCCUCUCCUCCGUAACCCGAAUGACUAUACACAAAGUACUAGCAAUAAUAUCAUUAUACAAUCGUUAUUGUAGCAUAAUAUUAGGAGCAUUGUUGAAUGUUUUCUACUUUAGCUAGAAGCAAUUUUGCAAGCUAUAUUGAAGUUUAUACUACUUUAUGACUAACGCUUGUAUUUUUUGAUAAAAUAAUUAAUUAAACGUAACUAUAGGAUUUGUAGAUAUUUCCUUUGCCAUAAUAGUUCGUCGAAAUAAUUGGCAACAUUUUUUGGCAAAGGACGAAUACUACACAUCCUAUUUAGUUACGCUUAAGGUUGCUCAUAAAUUGCCCUCUAUGAACUUCUUAGGGAAUUCCGUUGUUUUAUCAAAUUCCUAAUUUUGCGUGUUAUACUUAUGUAAGCAUGCGAAAUGUUUUACAGUGUUUAUAUUUUACUCAGCAUGUACAAUGAAUUAUUCAAACGAAUUUUUUAAAUCAAAUAUCAACAAUCAUACUUUUUAAUAUUUUGACAGCGUUUUUAUUUAGGAUUUUAAGUUAAUAUUACAAUUUUUAGUUUUAAUUUAGCUAUAGUCUGAAAAUACACCAGGUACUUGCUAUGUUUUGUUUUUACCGAUUGUAUGACUGAUGUCUAUAUCAGAAUAAAAUAUUCUUGUUAGACCUAAUUAGCUAUUAGCACUAUACCUAGUACCUACCAAUGAAUCGUUCAAACGUUAUUUUUAGCUCAAAUAAUAUCGCUCUGAAGGCAGGCUUUUGAGUGCAUGAACUAGACGUAAAUAGACACGGUCGAUAAUGAGCUACAAUGCUGGGAUGAACUUGUAGCCUACUUCAGAGGGGUUGUUAUUUGACUUGUACGAGUUACACGUGCAGCAAAUCAAUUUUAUGCAUAUUACCGAUGCCACGUUAGUAACACUGACAACAGCGAUAAAAACAUCAAUUGCUUACAAAAUCCUUUUCCAGUGUCAAUAUUAGCUACAUACAGUCAGUACCUUUUAACCUUCGAUUGGGUGCCAAAAUAAAAGUACUUGGUGUAUUUUUAUGAAUUACUUAUGUAAUUUAAGUUCGAACGAAAAAUCCAAGCUGCCAUGAAAAUCGUCAUCAGCCAGAAUAAUUUUUGCCAUGAAUUAUGUAUACCUACACCCAUUUCGUAGCCAUAAUUUUGUAUUUAAUGAAAAUAUUUUUUAAAGCUUUGCAAUAAACAUUUACAGUAUAAAAAUCUAUGUCAAGCUGUAUAUGAAUAUUAAGUUGCUUGUGAGCGUUGUUCAAAUGAUUACUUUUUUCUUAAGUAGUUUUAAUUUUUAUGUCCUGAAAAAGAAUUAUAACAUUUGAGACAACGCUCACAAGCCAGGGCGUAUAGUAUGUAAUAUUUUUUAUUAUAUUAAAUAUAAAUUUCAAAGCUAGUGCACAAUUUUGUUGGAAAUAGUUGAUAUUUUAUAACUAAUUAAUUCUGUAACAAUAUAGCACAAGACUGUGUGCUAAUUGAAAUAAAUAAAAUUGACGAGGUAAA